AUGGCUCAUUCUAAGGCCAGCUUUUCAUGGUCUGCUCCCUUCCACCCUUGCCUUGAAAACCCAGCACUGGACUUGUCAAACUACAGAGCAAUCUCAUCUCUUGACCUCCUUGGAGACUUCAAACUCGCCUUGAACAAAACAGAGGAAUCUUCAGUUUAUGAAGAUGGGAGUUCUGUUGCCUCCAUGCCCCGCCCACUGCGAAACCGAGCCUUCUCAGAGAGUCACAUCAGCUUGGAGCCUCCAAACCCCCGGGCCUGGGCGAUGCCUCAGAGGGAGCCAUUUACUAAAGGCAGUGAGACUCAGCCAGAACUCCUUGGGGCCCGAAAGAAGGCUUUCCCUCCCCCUCGUCCUCCUCCUCCCAACUGGGAAAAAUAUAGGCUUUUCCGUGCAGCACAGCAGCAGCAGAAACAGCAGCAGCAACAGCUGCAGCAGCAACAGCAGCAGCAGCAGCAGCAGCAGCAGAGGUGUGAUGAGGAAGAUGAGGAAGUAGAGGAGAAGAAGGAGCAAGAGCAGGAGGAGGAGGGACGGAAAGAGGAGGACCUACCACCCCAGUAUUUUAGUUCAGAAACCACUGGUUCCCAUGCCCCUAAUCCAGAUGAGGGCCUGGAACAGCCACAAUCCCUGAAGGUGGGCCACCUGGAGGCCUCAAGGCAGGCCUCACAGAGUCUCCCAGAGCAAGAGGUCUUUGCUCGUCAUCCCAGUGAUUUUGUGCCUCCUGUAAGGGGCCACACUGGAGCCCAGCCUGAGAAAGCUCAACCUCCUUGCUAUUAUGGCACUCGUGGAUUGUGGAGGACAACUGAGAAGGAAGCCACUGUGACCCCAAAACAAGAGUUCCAGCACUUCUCACCUCCUCCAGGGGGCCCAGGAAUCGCUACCUCUUACUCAGCAUAUUAUAAUAUCUCUGUGGCCAAGGCAGAACUGCUGAAUAAAUUAAAAGAGCAGCCCGAGAUGGCAGAGGCAGGCCUGGGAGAGGAGGGAGUUGACUAUGAACUGGCUCAAAAAAAGAUUCAGCUCAUUGAAAGCAUUGGCCGGAAACUUUCUGUCCUGCGGGAGGCCCAACGAGGGCUCCAGGAUGAUAUCAAUGCCAAUUCUGCCCUUGGAGAAGAGGUAGAGGCCAACUUAAAAGCUGUCUGCAAAUCCAAUGAGUUUGAAAAGUAUCAUUUGUUUAUUGGGGACCUGGACAAAGUGGUCAACCUGUUGCUGUCACUCUCUGGACGACUGGCCCGGGUAGAGAAUGCUCUCAACAGCAUCGAUUCAGAGACCAGCCAGGAGAAGUUGGUGCUGAUAGAGAAGAAGCAGCAGCUGACAAACCAGCUGGCAGAUGCCAAGGAGCUGAAGGAGCACGUGGACCACCGGGAGAAGCUGGUGUUCGGCAUGGUCUCCCGAUACCUGCCUCAGGACCAGCUCCAAGAUUACCAGCACUUUGUGAAGAUGAAGUCUGCACUCAUCAUUGAACAAAGAGAGCUGGAGGAGAAGAUUAAACUUGGGGAAGAGCAACUUAAAUGCCUCAAAGAGAGCCUGAACUUGGGGCCCAACAAUUUCUAAUUCUGUGGGUGCCCCUGCACCCCUGCCCAUCUGCAGGGGAAAGUGUAGCAGGUGCACUAGCCAAGUAUAUAGAAAGUACUUAGCAGAUGGUUUCAGCCAUCCCCCAAAGAGCCUGGGAUGGCCCCAGGGCUGCAGCAAGGUGUGGUUGUACUACCAUGCUCUUUCCCAGUGAGUGGGAGCCCUUCGCUGCCCAUUGAACCAUUAAAGUGCCUUCAUCUCUGUACUAGGACACCAAAGACAUCACAGACUCAGUCCUCUCCCUUGCCACAUACCCUCUUCAUGGUCAGUGCAAAACUGCCUUGCAAUGUCCCCCUUCCCGAGGGCUAGUGACCUAUCUUAGCUAUUGUCCACAGAUUUGCUUGAGUUGAAUGCAUUCACCUGAUACCAGCUUUAGGCCCUCACCCAAAAUUGGCAGCAGGAGGCACAGAAGGAGAGAUUGCAUAUAAGGGGAGCAAAUGUUGGUUAUACCCAUGUAUUCAGCCUCCCUUCUAGUAAAACCCAGGUUUCAACAAAGUACUACCAUGUCUACCCUCCCCAACAGCUUGACAGUUGACAGUUGACAGUGUUGUUGCUAUGGCCUUCCUGCUACUUCGUUUCUUGCCCUGAUAUCUCCAGGAGUCGUGUGCCAGGACUUGACUCUCUUCUCCUCUAAUAUUUCUAUUGCAACUGACUUCUGGAUAGAACUUCAGUACUGAGGAAGAGGGUUCUUAUUAUAUUUCAAAUGGUCUUUGAUUUUAUUUAUUUUUAUGUUAUCUUUUUUCCUCUUUCACAAGGCAAGAAGAAAUGCGUUAGAGAGGGGGAGGUUAGCCAGAAGGAAAACCUUCUCUGUAGAUAAGCCUGAGUCCAUCCUAGCUAAGUAAUCAAGUGUCCAGACAUUGAAUUCUUCCUACCAUAGCUUCAAGUAUCUAAGAAAGUUCUCCCCUUGAACUCACAGCUUCCCUACCAUAGCUUGGCUGUGUGCUUACUUGCGGUCUAGAUAGCCAUAGCAUUCCUGAACAGAGUUCGUUCAAUGAUUUCUAACUGCCUUUUGAAGCCAGAGUACUCUCCUAAGACUGCACAAUGCAGGACGCAUGAAUGCGUGAGAGGAAGUGUGGACGGCACUCUUUCAACAACUGCUUUCUCAGUGGCUAGCCUCAAGCAAGCAAAUCUGUGAGAGUUUUCAGCCAGGGCCCGUCUCCAGAGAAAAUUAUGAUCCAUCUAGGAUCUAGACAUACAGUAUCCCUCCUUUUCUUCUGGGCCUGUGUGCUAAAGCAUCCUCUCUGGUGGACGCCUGAAAUCUUGGCUAGUUCCAAACCCUGUAUUUACCACAAUUGUUAAUCUCGUCACUGAGGGGACUAAGUGACUGAAGAGAGGUAGCCUAUAUAGCAUGGAUACACUGGAUAAAUAGAUGAUUCAUGAUCCAUGUGGAAUGGAGCAAAAUCCGGCCACACUACUCAGAAUGGCACAUAAUUUAAAACUAAUCAGUUUAACUCUAUGAUAUUACAUGUAAUAUCGUCAAACCGUGGUUGAUCAUGAAAACUGAAAGAAUGGAAGGUAAAACCACAGACUAAUGUACAAAGAACUGAAACUAUUGCUUUUGCCAAGACCUGACAUUGGUAGCCAGCUUCUGUUCUGGAAAGGCAUUCAGGAGGACAAUAGCAAGAGGGGAAUCACCACCAAACUGCCUUUUUAUUUAGCUCAGUCUUCUGUUCCUUACUAACUGGGUACAGUCCUUGAUGUUAUCCCUAACAAUACAACAGAAGCCCCAAACCACCCAGCUCAGGCAUCACCACAUGUCACUGCUGAGUUCCUCAGGGUCCUCGGAGGUUCAUUGUAGCUGCAGUGUUACCUCAUUCAACCAAAGAAUUUGCCACGGAACUUCACUGCUGCUACAAAUACUGGCCACUUCUUCCAUUAUCUCCACGCUGUGUCUGAUAGCUUUGGGAGAAUCUAAGGGAUAGCAACCUUUUCUGUGGUUCGUCGGGUAUGCUUUUGUUUCUUAGUACUGCUGCCUCUACAAUAACCACUGUUGCUAUAUCAGUACCGCCAUUCUCCCCUCGAGUGAAAGAUUACAAACUGUUUAAAGCAUAACCCCAAAAUCUAUACUGAGCAUGAAGCUCUGUAGCCGCUAUUCUGUGCUAUACUGUGCAGCGCUGUGCUGUGGUAUGAUGUGAAGUGCUGUACAAAGCUGUGCAGUGCUGCGCUGUGGAGUGCAGUGCUGUGGUGUGCGGUGCGGUGCUGUGGUGUGAUGUGAUGUGAUGUGCAGUGGGGUGGUAUGAUGUGAAGUGCUGUGUAGUGCUGUGAUGUGAAGUGCUGUGCAGCGCUGUAGUGUGCAGCACUGUGCAGCGCUGUAGUGUGCAGCACUGUGCAGCGCUGUAGUGUGCAGCGCUGUAGUGUGCAGCGCUGUAGUGUGCGGUGCUGUGCAGCGCUGUAGUGUGCGGUGCUGUGCAGUGCUGUAGUGUGCGGUGCUGCAGUGUGCAGCGCUGUAGUGUGCGGUGCUGUGCAGUGCUGUAGUGUGCGGUGCUGCAGUGUGCAGUGCUGUAGUGUGUGGUGCUGCAGUGUGCGGUGCUGUAGUGUGCGGUGCUGUGCAGUGCUGUGCAGUGCUGUAGUGUGCGGUGCUGUGCAGUGCUGUGCAGUGCUGUCACGUGAAGUGCUGUCCUCUGCAGUGCUGUGGUGUGAGGGAAGGGCUAUGUAGUGCAGUGCUGUGCUGUUCUAGCCUGUUCUAUUCAGGAUGGCGGAGUACUUACCCAAAGGGAAAUUGGGAGAGGUGAGGAGAUGCUUUGAAUAGAGGCCACACUUGCCUUGCCUUCUUUUAAUAAUGGGCCCUAGGACAAUCGAUGAAACAGUUCAGAUGUCUUAUACUAGGAUGAUGAGAGUUAUGUGUUGUAUCAUUCGAAGAUGUAUGAGAGUUAUGUGUUUUAUCUUUUGAAGAUUGUUUGGCUAUAGUAGAACCAGGAGCAGUCACUGUGCUGGAUAUCAUGGCCAUAGGCUGGGUAUUUUUAGCCUUUGUUAUGUUUCUUAUACCUUAAGUAUAUGAUACCAAAAAUACUAUUAACUGUGGUUUGUGUGUGUUUGUUGUUUUAGCAUUGUUGGAAGUGGGAUCCAAGGCCUUGUGUAUACUGGGCAAGUGCUAUAUCACUGGACUGCAGCCAAAGCCUUAACUUUCAUUUUUGUCGUUCGUCUCACCUCAAAAGAGUUUGUAGAGUCGGAUUCAUAAUACAAGGCUGAGUUUCCAAAGUAUUUGAAAGAUACCCUCAAAAAUAAGCUGAGUAGCAAAGCUCAAUCGACUGACACCGGCAUGCCCUCCUCUUCUGCCAGUGCUACUUGGCAUGGGAUAGCUCUCUCUGGUCUUGGUUUCUAGGAUCAGCCAUCCUCCACGGCCCCUGAGGAGACAGUGGCAUGAAAGUAGGUCAUAAGAUUGGCAACACCCACCCAAAGAUUACCGGUAUUUCGUUCUUUCCCUUCAAAUAACUUACAUAAACCUCACUGGAUAAUAGAAAAGCAAGGUGAUGGAUAGAAGAGAGCCAGUGCAAGAUCGCUGUCAUCCACCCAUUCUCCCCCCAUCCCCUGGCUCUAGAUAACAGAUGCUCCUCAAGUCAAAUGAUUGAAGACUCAGUCAAGAUAUAAAGUAAAUACCCAAGUAGACUCUUAGAGGAUGAGACAGCUAUACUGGAAUUAAAGCCCUAAAAAGGGAACAGUUGGAUGCAUAGGAAAGGAAAGAAAGUAAAAACAUAAAAAGCCUCUUUUGAGACUGGGUUCAUAGUUCUGUUUGCCACUUAACUUCGUGUGCCAAAAAAGAUGAGUAAGGGGUACCAGAACUCCAUCCUCAACUCUAGCCUUCCCCGAGGGUGCUGCUUUCCUAGUAGCAAACCUCAAAUGGAAGAAGUUGGGUAUACUUCUGGCUACUUCUACCCAUGUGGAACUUGGCAACUCCCUCUCAUUGCCAAUAAUAAU
Molecule: messenger RNA, 5478 nt
Organism: Alexandromys fortis (reed vole)
Lineage: Eukaryota; Metazoa; Chordata; Mammalia; Rodentia; Cricetidae
Product: protein Shroom4-like
Exons: 4
Coding region: 1-1545 (514 amino acids)
Biological process (GO): actin filament organization
Cellular component (GO): apical junction complex; cortical actin cytoskeleton; adherens junction
Molecular function (GO): actin filament binding
Source: RefSeq, a predicted model, not a curated record